UUUUUUUAACCGGAAGACGAGCCAACUAUCUAGUAAACACUUCGGAGAAGAGGUCGGUGCCUCUUUUUCGAACACAAUUAAACGGAUAUAUCUUGUAAUUGAACAAAAUAAUAAGGUGGCCAAUAACUGGGGACCGUAUGACGAUAAUACUGGACGUAUUUGUUUGCUAAACCGCUUAUCAAAAAGCUGUUAAUAGUAAUGUUUCCACUGAAACGUCAAAUAUGCUAAUUGCUAACCCAUUAACUAACAUUUUUACGCUAACAAUAAUCACAAAACAUUGAUGGCUUGAUCACAGGAUAACACUGUUGAAGGUAAUGUUUAGUAAACGCUGUUGAAUAUGCCGAUAAAACGAAGUUUCAAGCUAAUUGCGUCACGGAAGACAUGAUCAAUCUUGAUUGUGUUAUGUCUGAUUUAAUACGAAUAUGUAGCCUAAAUAUUACCCUACCAAUAAUACAUUUCAAUGGACUGCUUUUACAUGAUAGAUUUAUGAUAGAACUCAAUGACACACACGCCUAUUGGUGAACCAAAGCUGCAAAACUGUCAGUUUAAAUCAACGUAAAUGCAAUGACAUGGCUCAGGGUUUUGAUAAUUCCUUCAAGAUCAGGCACCAAUCCAAACUUUUGCAAGCUACAUCCAAACCAUUGCAGGUGGUGUUACUUGGUAAAACAGGAGCAGGGAAGAGUGCCACAGGAAACACCAUCCUGGGACGCAAAGAUUUUUUCUCAAAGAAGAGUUCCAAAUCAGUGACUGCUGAUAUUGAGAAACAAAAUGUCACCAUUGAAGGAAUAGAUCUUGUCGUGUAUGACACUCCAGGAUUCUGUAACUCCGAUCAAUCUGAAGAGCAAAUUCAGGAGAAAUUCCAGGAAGUCCUAAAGUUAACCUCAUCUGGUCCCCGUGUGUUUCUCCUGGUGGUGAAGAUAGACAGAUUAACAGAAGAAGAGAUGAGGGUCAUCAAUAAAGUAGAAGGUCUUCUAGGAGAGAGUCUUUUGAAGCAAACCUGGAUCCUGUUCACCAGAGGAGAUGAGUUAGAAGACCAGACUAUAGAAGAAUUAAUUGCUGACUCUGUCACAGAAGUGAUGAGAAAAUACAGUGGAAGAUACCAUGUGUUCAACAACAAGAGGGGUGAUCCUGAGCAGGUCAAAUCACUGCUGCAAAAGAUAUCCAUCUGUCUCAAUUCAACAGAUUCAAGGAGCUCCCCCAUCAGGAAUCUCCCAGAGAGAAGGAUGGUUCUGCUUGGAAAAACCGGUGUUGGGAAGAGUGCAACAGGAAACACCAUCCUUGGUGGGACAAGUUUCCAUUCUGAACAGAACUGGUCCUCAGUAACACGUAAAACAGAAAUGAAGCAGGCAGCAGUAGAUGGGAGGGAUGUCAGUGUGGUUGACACUCCAGGACUGUUUGACACACAGCUUCCUGCUGAAGAAUUAGCAAUGGAGAUUGGUAGGAGCAUCUAUGAGUCUAGCCCAGGGCCUCAUGCCUUCCUCAUAGUUUUACGAGUGAAUGACAGGUUCACAGAGCAGGAGAAAAUAGCUUUUGAAACUCUAGAGAGUGUGUUUGGGUCAGGACUGGCAAAGUACGCCAUCAUCCUCUUCACCCAUGGAGAUGCUUUAGAGGGUUACAGUCUAGAGAAGCUGAUUGGUGGGAACAGAGACCUCAGUAGAGUGGUAGAGCAGUGUGGGGGGAGGUACCAUAUCCUCAACAAUAAAGCCAGAGGAAACAGAGCUCAGGUCACAGAGCUGAUGGAGAAGAUAGACAGAAUGGUGGAGGACAAUGGAGGAUCCUGCUACACCAAUGAGAUGUUUGAGGGUGCAGCCAGGAUUAAGAAAGAGGAGGAGGAGAGGAUCCAGAGGGAGGAGGAGAGGAUCCAGAGGGAGAUAGAGGAGAGGAUCCAGAGGGAGAUAGAGGAGAUGUUCAAUAUGGAGAGGAGGGAGAGAAUGGAAAGGAGGGAGAGAAUGGAGAUGAUGGAGUGGAUGGAGUGGAUGGAGUGGAUGGAGAUGGAGAGGGAGAGGAUCCAAAGGGAGAGGAUCCAAAGGGAGAGGAUCCAAAGGGAGAGGGAGAGGCCAAAACAAGAUGACAAGAGCUGUGAAAUCAUGUAA
Oncorhynchus mykiss (rainbow trout) is the source of this 2093-nucleotide messenger RNA. NCBI's taxonomy places the organism in Eukaryota, Metazoa, Chordata, Actinopteri, Salmoniformes, Salmonidae. The record is from RefSeq and is a predicted model, not a curated record.